AUCACAUUCCCUGCCGCUGCACUGACAGCAGGCGGGUUUAUCUUCCGUGUUGACGAACUACUCAGGACUCAAUACGGUGGCUUAGCGUAUGCCUCGAACACUUCUCAAACCAGCCCAAAAAAACAACCCAUGCAUUUGACCCCUCCAUGUUGAAUGGACGGCUGACCCUCGCGCAUACUACAUAUCUCUCUUCUCUCUCUACAUGACGGAGAAUUGCGUAAUUCUAUCUUGGGAUGCCAUGCAGCAUCGAACCCAUCCCUGCUUCUCACUUAUCGCCGCCACCCGGAUAUGGCUUUCCUUCCUGUUAAUGCCUGUCAUAUUUCCAAUCCCUGACUCCAGCUGCCGCCCAGUGAGUGGACAGCCACAUCUGCAGAGAACUCCAUGGAUAGAUGAACCAAUUCUUCCCGGUCUCCCGAUCAAUGAAAUAACUGGCGCAGGAGCUGUCAUGCACUGUCUGGCUGAGAGCCGCCUGCAGAGUCUGGUGGAAUUGCUUCUCGGCCUCAACCUUUACCUCGACGGAAGUGUCCCUGCCCCGAAGGAUUGGGCUGAUGACAGAGAUGAUAAGAUCCACAUAACUGACCCGUCAGCCAUCUGGUCUAGGUUCGGAUCGGGGAUCACCACGCAGGUGCACUAAUUGGGGGGAUUGAGGGUGGACUCAACCUUUCAAUUGAUACCAAGGUAGAUGUAUGCGCUCGCCCUGAGUUCGGUCCCAGAACAUAGAAGAAAUUGGGGAAGCCAUGCAUCGCCACCGACUGGGUGACGUCAAACUGAGUGAGGGAAAAUCCUGUUGCUAGCAGCUGGGAUGGUCAACGUCAAUCCAACCCAGAUGACCAAUUCUAUCCCCCCCUUCCCCCCGGGUUUCCACUCACACAUCGGGAAUUUGACUUACAAUGAUAUCGGCAGGAAUUGUUUCACCAGACCUUGUCACAAUGGAAUUGGGCUGCACCGCCAAGAUAGGGUCAUUUGUCAG
Molecule: messenger RNA, 970 nt
Organism: Penicilliopsis zonata CBS 506.65
Lineage: Eukaryota; Fungi; Ascomycota; Eurotiomycetes; Eurotiales; Aspergillaceae
Exons: 3
Coding region: 239-634 (131 amino acids)
Source: RefSeq, a predicted model, not a curated record